Molecule: messenger RNA, 2577 nt
Organism: Fusarium tjaetaba
Lineage: Eukaryota; Fungi; Ascomycota; Sordariomycetes; Hypocreales; Nectriaceae
Product: aaa family atpase
Exons: 7
Coding region: 1-2577 (858 amino acids)
Biological process (GO): regulation of DNA-templated transcription
Molecular function (GO): zinc ion binding; sequence-specific DNA binding
Source: RefSeq, a predicted model, not a curated record
AUGGACAGUCUCUCGGGGACAGUCGUCAGAGCCGAGGACGGCGUUUCGCAAUCGUCGUCGCCAAAUGGGGAAGACAGUGAAGAUGGUUCCGAUAGCCAACAGCCCUUAUCUCAAUCCCGUCACCGAGCCCCUAUGAUGAUCGACUGGCGACGGAAGAUCUGCAGCUUCCUCAGCCUGCCCAGUACUUGCACUGACGACGAGAUAAUCGAGGAGCUUGAGAUCAAAGAUAAACUAUUGAGAGAAUCUGAGUCUCUCAAGCGAUUGGCCUUUUCUACUCAAGGGCCGCCUAGAGUUCAAAUCAUCAAUCGAAUCACUUGUCAAGACUCUGGUGAGCAUGGUCUCUACCUAGAUGAACCUUGGCUUGUCGAAAAUGGUCCUUAUCGAGCUCAUCUGCGUUGCAGCCGAUUGGUCGAUAAUCUGGAAUUGUAUCUUGAGCGGAACAAGGACAUUGUUUGUAUUGCUUACCGUGAUUGUGAAUGCUGUGGCAGGGCGCCCCCAGUCCCAGAUCCUAGUCAAUUUGAACUCCUUGUCAGGGAGAAUAUUGAUAUUGUCUCGCACGAAUUGAGAGUUGCUUGGGGCCAGCUCGUUGUAGCUGUCACCGAGGACGCGUCCACCAACCUUUCUCGAGACACAUUCGACUUGGAGGACGCAAAUGGCCGUGUACAGGAAACACGGCAUCCAUAUCUCUGGUGGUUUCAGCAUCGCAGCAAAAUCGAAAGGGCAAAGUCCCACCUCGGCCAGGAGUCCAAGAACCAGGUGGAAGCGUUUCAGCAGUAUCUGAAGCUUUAUCUUGGUGACGAAUGGGCCAAAGUUGAUUCCCUAAUCCGGCUUCGCAAGUCUUACAUGGCACAGGCCCCUGGGCAAAUCAUCAUCUCAAAGCUUAAGGGUCAGUCUGUGGCUCAGUGGCAAGCAUAUACUGCAACCAGUUGGCUUGCUAUAAUUGGCAGUCCACCAGCCAAAGGGAAUUUCCAGGCAUUAAUCCAAGUAAGCUACUGGGAUUUUGAUGGCAACUUCCAGCGACUCUAUUCGACUCUUGAUGUCUCAGCUCUACCCUCAUUGACCGAGGAGUUCCCUAUCAACACCUUGAUGGUCUUCCCAAUGAAGUACGUCGAUAACGGCACUGUUCGCAAUCUAAGACAACGUGGCCAAAUGUUUUGGGAAUGCCGCCAUCGAAAAUACGUUUGCGUUCGUGGUACUCCUGAAGACCAUCUCUAUGGUGCAAAUUCUGGUUCUCAAUUCAUGAUCGACAGAGCAACUUUCAGACAGAUGCACCCUCCGUCAACCGGUCAACAAGCACCUGUUCGCUAUCGGGACGACCUCGGGCCUGAGAUAAUGGCCCAGGACGAACCGUUGCCCGACUUGGGAGAUGGAUUUUACAUGUGCCUCCCAACAUCUCUAUAUGGCUUCAACAUGCAAAAGAAAGACUGGGUUAAGUUGGAAGUUGAUCUACUUCAAGAGCCCUUUGGCCAAUGGUUAGUUAAGGGGAUGUCGAACAACCAGCAAAUGCUGGGGCAGGUGAUCACCAGGUCCGGCGCAAAAACCCCGGCAGGCUCACCAAUCACGAUCAAACGUCAUCUUUUAUCCGCAGGCCGCCGUAUCGGUACUAGACAGGACACUGGGGGAAUUCUUAAGAAGGGGAAGGCCACCAAGACUAAGACAGACGACAAGACAGGCAUUAGCUGGGAUACGUUUAAGGAACUUGACCAUGCCAAAGUGGAUGAUAUAGACCUUGGCUGGAAGAAGAUGAUGCCUGCAGCCCGGCUCGCUGAGGUCAGAGCUGAAGGCGAGAAUAUGCAAGUUGAAGCCUAUGCGCCAGAGCCAGCAUCUGAAUAUGCACCACGAAAAGUCUCCCUGGACUCAUACUCUGCGUCAACACCCGGUCUGAGGCCAAUAGGGCUACUAGAAGUUGAGAAUGGCUUCCAUCUACAUAGACCUGACGAACCCCUCGCCUCUCACCGCAGUACAUACAAACUAGCAGAUUGCGGACUUCGGAACACCCACUACACAAUCUCACAAGAUCAUACUUCCGGGCAGGAGGCUCAUGAGGAUAGCCUCCUUGCCAGCUUUGGGAAAAGACGACGGACAGACAAGCCUUCUAUACUCCUAAAUGGCAGCAAAUUGUUACAGCGUUCGCCAUAUUUGUUGCCAAGUUUGGCAAACGGUGAUAAUGCGGUAGCUCAAAAUGAAGGGUCCGGUAUACAAAAGGAAUCUAAAGACGCCUUGGAUUUCUUGAAGAACUGGAAACCAAUCGAUUCACAAAUGCCACAAGAUGCAUUAGUCUCUCCCCCAGAAACCGUCAUAAAUAAUACCGGCCAGGGAAAGCACAGAGGCGAUGAGGUCGAGUUCAAGUGGGGUCAAGGGCGCAGCCGUCGAGCACAACCAUAUGAAUUACAGAAGUACUUGCGUCGUCAGGACCGAGACACAUCUCUAUUCGAUAAGAGUGCCCAUACACCCCCAGCUAGCUUGAACCGCCAAUGCCCUGGAUGCAAUCGAAUAGACAGCGGGGAAUGGCGAGGUGGACGCGAUGGAGCGUUCACAAUUUGUGACGCUUGCGGCUUGCAUUAUAAGAAAUUGUAG